GAUAACGUUUUGUAAUGCCGAAUGUCUGUAUGUAUAAAGAUAUUAAUUGAGUUAAUAUCUCAAAUUUCAACAGACGAAAUUAAAACAAUAUUAAAUAACAAUUAUUUAUUUGAAAUAUGGCGAACACUAAAAGAGUUGUCUACGUUGGUGGGCUAUCAGAAGAAGUUGAUGAAAAAGUUCUGCACGCCGCCAUGAUCCCAUUUGGUGACAUCAUCGAUGUCCAGAUACCACUGGACUAUGAAACUGGCAAGCACAGGGGUUUUGCAUUUGUUGAGUUUGAACUGCCCGAAGAUGCUGCUGCUGCAAUCGACAACCUGAAUGAUUCAGAACUUUAUGGCAAAACUUUGAGGGUUAACAUUGCCAAGCCUAUGAAGCUCAAAGAAGGAUCUGCCAGGGCAGUGUGGACUGACGAUCAGUGGCUGAGAGAGCAUUCUGGAAAAGCGAAGAAAAAUGAUGGUGAUGAUGACAAUGAUGAUGUCGGUGGUGCCGAUGAUGAUGAUCAUAAUAAAGAAGGCGGUGGUGGUGAUAAUAACGCCAAAAAUUCAACCUCAACCGACUGCACCACGCCCACAACUACCACAACGACCACCACAAGUGCCAAAAAAUCUGUGGCUAAUCCACAAGUUUAUAUGGAUGUCAAAAUCGGCAACAAGAAUGCAGGUCGCAUUGUCAUAGUUCUACGUUCAGAUGUUGUUCCGAAAACCGCCGAAAAUUUCCGAUGUUUGUGCACCCACGAAAGGGGGUAUGGUUUCAAGGGGUCAUCAUUUCAUAGGGUCAUCCCACAAUUUAUGUGUCAGGGAGGUGACAUGACGAACAACGACGGAACUGGUGGCAAGUCCAUAUAUGGUCGCAAGUUUGAAGAUGAGAAUUUCACCCUGAAACACAUGGGAUUCGGUACAUUAUCAAUGGCAAACAGCGGUCCCAAUACGAACGGAUCUCAAUUCUUCAUAUGCACUGAGAAGACUGAUUGGUUGGAUGGCAAGCACGUUGUGUUUGGAAAAGUCAUAGCAGGACAGGAUGUAGUACGGAAGAUGGAGGCGUGUGGCAGUGCUUCUGGGAAGACCAAGGAGAAGAUUGUCAUAUCAGACUGUGGAGAGUUCAUAUGA
Molecule: messenger RNA, 1106 nt
Organism: Helobdella robusta
Lineage: Eukaryota; Metazoa; Annelida; Clitellata; Rhynchobdellida; Glossiphoniidae
Exons: 12
Coding region: 117-1106 (329 amino acids)
Biological process (GO): protein peptidyl-prolyl isomerization; protein folding
Cellular component (GO): intracellular membrane-bounded organelle
Molecular function (GO): RNA binding; peptidyl-prolyl cis-trans isomerase activity
Source: RefSeq, a predicted model, not a curated record